Bombus terrestris (buff-tailed bumblebee) is the source of this 1064-nucleotide messenger RNA. RefSeq names its product NADH-quinone oxidoreductase subunit I (gene ND-23). NCBI's taxonomy places the organism in Eukaryota, Metazoa, Arthropoda, Insecta, Hymenoptera, Apidae. The record is from RefSeq and is a predicted model, not a curated record. Gene Ontology annotation, cellular component: membrane. Gene Ontology annotation, biological process: mitochondrial electron transport, NADH to ubiquinone; mitochondrial respiratory chain complex I assembly. Gene Ontology annotation, molecular function: 4 iron, 4 sulfur cluster binding; NADH dehydrogenase activity. Bases 136 to 732 code for a protein of 198 amino acids. The transcript is spliced from 4 exons.
AAGAAAAUUAUUCUUAGUUCGCGCAUAGCUAGAACCAAAUUGUAUCUGUAUAGUAUAUAUCAUAUAUACAUAUAUAUAUACUAUAUCGUGAAAAGAGUGAUUGCACGAAGUGUAGGCAAUUAUUAAAAUUUCAACAUGACAUUCCUGAAAACUAUACAACCAGGUUUAAAAUUAUUUCAAACUUCCACAAAAAUCUUAAAUGUACCUGUACGAACUAAAUAUUAUAUUAUAUCCACGGAGAAGCCAAAGUUUGUUGAUAAUGUAACAAACAGAUCAUUGUUGCUAGAAAUCAUACGUGGUAUUGGAAUUACAUUUUCUCACUUCUUUAGUGAACCUGCAACAAUAAAUUAUCCUUUUGAAAAGGGUCCCUUAAGUCCAAGAUUCAGAGGUGAACAUGCAUUAAGAAGAUAUCCUUCAGGUGAAGAAAGAUGUAUUGCAUGCAAAUUAUGCGAAGCAAUUUGUCCAGCACAAGCAAUCACUAUUGAAGCAGAGGAAAGAGCAGAUGGAUCCCGCCGUACAACAAGAUAUGACAUAGACAUGACAAAAUGUAUAUAUUGUGGAUUCUGUCAAGAAGCUUGUCCAGUGGAUGCAAUCGUGGAGGGUCCAAACUUUGAAUAUUCAACAGAAACACAUGAAGAGUUAUUGUACAAUAAAGAAAAAUUGCUGAAUAAUGGAGACAAGUGGGAAUCAGAAAUUGCUAGUAAUAUUCAUGCAGAUCAUUUAUAUCGCUAAAUAAAUUGUAAAAUUUAGUGAAAUAUAAUAAUAAUUAGUAGUAAUAAUAGAAGAUGUCUAUUAUGUGUGAGCUAUUUUAUCAAUAAAAUGCUCACUAUAUAUAUGUAUGUGUGUGUUUGUAUAUAUAUACAUAUAUCCUACAUAUUGUUAAUUUUAUUGCAAAAGAAGUUGUAAUGAUGGGACACUACUGAUGCUACUUUUCCUUAGCAUAUACUUACCAUAUAAAUGAAUUUAAUAACUCUGUUUUUUCCUUCCUAUAUAUUGGUUAAGUUACUUCAUUUAAAUCAAUAAGAAAGUAAAUAUUUAUGUAAAUAAAUCACGUUAUAAAAUCA